GUGUUUGGAACUUUCAUGUCUGGAAUGAAGUAUGGUUUACUCGACCGGAUCUCCAAGAUCACAUAUACGACGGUUGGCAGGUCAUUGAUGCUACUCCUCAGGAGCUGAGUGAAGGAAUAUACCAGUGUGGCCCUUGUCCCGUGGUCGCCGUGAAGAAAGGUUUGACCCACCUUCCUAUUGAUGCGGGAUUUGUAUUUUCGGAGGUCAAUGCAGAUAUGGUGUACUACAAGAAGACAGAAAGCGGUAAAUUCAAGAGGAUGAGGACUGUAAAGAACCAUGUUGGACAGACAAUCAGCACCAAGAAGCCAGAUGGCAUGCCGAUGCCUAAAAACACACUGUCUAAUUGGACACUAAUCGAUGUUACAAAGCAUUACAAAUGGCCAGAGGGCAGUUUGGAUGAGAGGACCUCUGUAGCAAGAGCACGCAGAUAUGCAGGGAGUGAAAUUCUUGAAGAGAAAGAGGAAGUCAACAUCACCAUAAAGACGGCGAGAGAGGAGUUCGACAUUGGACAAGACGUCACAGUGUUUGUAACUGUGAAAAAUACGAGCGCAGAUACAGAAAACAGAAUGAAGAUUUCGAGCGUGAGACUCAUGAUGAGUUCUCUUGACUACACGGGACAAAAAAAUAAACAGAUACGGAAAAUAGACAAUCAGGGUUUCUACAUCAACCCUGGCGAAGAGAAACAAUUUGACAUGACGGUUACAUGGGACCAAUACAAUGAUAAACUCCAGGACAUGGGCAACCUCCAAGCUUCAGUGGUAGUGAAUGUGGCCAAGUCCGGCAACUCAUUCCCAGAAAAUUUGAUAUUCACACUCAGGAAUCCGGCCAUCAUUGAUAUAGAGGUCCCAGACAACUGCAAAGUUGGCACAAACGUCAGCGUGAAAUUCACGGUAGUCAACCCUCUUCAGAUUCCCCUCACAAAGUGUAUACUCAAAAUUGAUGACGAAAAGUUCGAGGAUCACCAGGACGUUGACCAGAUUGAUAUCGCUCCAAAGUCAAAAUGGACAACAACCUUAGAAAUGAAGCCGAUUCGACCUGGAAGGGGAUUGGUCAUCGCUGCUCUUGACACCAAGGAGCUUCCGGAUAUAACUGGAUUUUCCGAAACAGAUAUUUCUGAAUGAGGCGUCUCCACUGACCCAGCAUUGUGUUAUAGUUUACAGAACUGGCGUUAUAAUAGAUCCUUACACCAUAGCUUGAAAUGCACAGUUACGCAAGGGGACGUUAGUUACAAUUCUUAUGUUCAUAUAUAUUAUAUACUACAGAUCAAGAGUAGAUAUACGCUGUAUUUAUGUAUAUGUUUUUUUACUAGCUAUGUUUUUUCAGAUGUGCCAUGUUUUCAAAAAUAAUGUUUAUUAUUCUCAAUCAUUAAUAGUAUCACAUAUUACAAUUGUUUUCGCUGUACAACUACUCUAACUAAGGAAUGAAUACAAGACUGUAUAUGGUUACAUUGUACAACCAUACCGUGUAUGCUGUACACAAUGAGACGUCGACAUUUACACCCGA
Molecule: messenger RNA, 1503 nt
Organism: Mizuhopecten yessoensis (Yesso scallop)
Lineage: Eukaryota; Metazoa; Mollusca; Bivalvia; Pectinida; Pectinidae
Product: protein-glutamine gamma-glutamyltransferase K-like
Exons: 9
Coding region: 216-1121 (301 amino acids)
Biological process (GO): peptide cross-linking
Molecular function (GO): protein-glutamine gamma-glutamyltransferase activity
Source: RefSeq, a predicted model, not a curated record